Messenger RNA from Sphenostylis stenocarpa, 444 nucleotides. The record is from the annotation of a GenBank genome assembly. NCBI's taxonomy places the organism in Eukaryota, Viridiplantae, Streptophyta, Magnoliopsida, Fabales, Fabaceae.
AUGAAUCUUCAACUGCAAAGCAAAAUUGAAGCAAACCCCAAAAUUUCUCUCACCAAUCCACCCCUCAGGGCGCAUAAAGUUCGGUACUUUAUGCUAUUUCCACCAGGCAAAAGAGAAAAAGUUGCACAAAACCCAGUUGGUAUAUCUCAGGAAAGGAGCUCCACUAUGCUUGAACUGGAGUGGUCCAACCAAAAAGUUGUUUCUGCCUCACUGACCUCUGAACACCCAAAAGAAGUAUCAAGAGUGGAACAAUAUCACACAGUUAAGAGAGUAAGUUUCAAGAUAGGAGGUAGUGUUUGGAGGGUAUUUGAGCAAGAGAAGGUGUCCCCCACCAAAGGUGGAGACACGACUAACACUUCAAACAAGUGCCACUUCAAGGCAACAAAGCAUUAUCAGCUUUCUGGGUAUUCUUCAUGCACAACCGCCCUACGACCUACCUCCUAG